CGCAAGACCGACUGAGAUAUAUAUAGGCUACCAUACACAUCCUAACUGACCAGGCAUGCAUGAAUGACACAGGACGGAUGCAGGGGGGAAUUGGUGCCCCGACGUACACAAGCGGCCGUGCAGCGGGUUCGUGGAGGUGAUGGCGCCGGUCUUCUCCAGGGAUGCUUGGAGAUGUGUGUGGCAUAUGAUCCAGAAUGAUCUGGUUCAUGGAUGGGGUCUCGACUACAACUUCUGGAGAUGUGUCGAUGACCCUGAAGAGCAAUUUGGCAUCGUGGAUGCACAGUAUGUUGUCCAUCAUGGAGUCCCCACACUCAAAGAUCAGGGUAACGGAGAAAAGCAAGGAAGCAGGGCUAAGAUUAAAGACCGGCAAUACGAGGAGUGGCACACCUUUGACUCAAGACUUGACAAUGCCGACAAGGAGCUGGCCAACUCUACCACUAGAUCAUCAUCCCAACCCUAAAUUAGUUUUCGUAUUUACUUAGUUACAAAAGCAAUACUGCACAAUCAGAUAAUAUGGUUGACUAAACACUAAGAAAACACCACUGGUUUUGUUAAUGAUCUACUUUUUUGUCCGACGGACCAAGAUGGGGUUGAGAUGAGGCCAUUUUAUUUACUUUUUUAUUUUCCAUUAUUGGAUUCAUUGUUGUACAUUUGCUUUUUAUUGGC
Molecule: messenger RNA, 666 nt
Organism: Triticum urartu
Lineage: Eukaryota; Viridiplantae; Streptophyta; Magnoliopsida; Poales; Poaceae
Source: RefSeq, a predicted model, not a curated record